ACCACCACCACCACCACCACCACCACACUUAACACCUCUACAGCAGCAAGACACUGGGUGAGGACACACUACACAACAGUCACCCGUCAUGGAGAAAUCUUUGGUGAAGUGGACGGUGUUGGUGGUGGGAGUACUGGCGGUGGUGAAGGAAGGAUGGUGCUUCGUCCAGAUUCCCAACCAACCCACCAAACCUCUCAACCCAGCCACAGACUGCAAGGAUAUCAAGUUCGCUGACCCAUCACGGCGCAGCGCGGUGCGGGAGUCAGUACUGCAGGCUAUGUGCGUCAAGGCGGCACCUCACGUCGAACUCAACAACAAACUCAAACAGUUCGCUGUCUUCCUGAUCCAGCGUGACGGCUUCGACAACCAGGCCAGGUGGUACUCAGGUGAAGCACAGGACGUGCUUGCAGAUCCCUACUGGGUGGUGAACGAGGUUGAGGCCCUGGCGACUACCAAGUACCACUGGUACUCCCAUGGGCUGCCCAUGUGGCCCCUGCCCCACCAGGCACUCACCAACACAACCGCCUCCAAGCUGCCCUCACUCAAAAAGAAAGUCGUCGACUGGCCCAACUACGGCUUAGCUACGCCAGUCUACUUCGCAUCUAAUGCUUGGAGGAAUCAGGCCUGGAGUCUGGAGGAGUUUUUCCAGCAGAAGAACAAGAAGACUUCUCCCUUCAAGAGCCACAAGGACUUCCACAACCUGGCCAAGGAGCUGGUGGCCAAUAUCGAUGGCCAGAAAGUUGAGAGCUACAGCGAGUGGCCUUUCCUGAAGUACUCUCUCGUUCCCAUGGUCAAGUCUAUGGUGACACGCAACAAGGGGUUAUGCCCGGACGAGCUGUACAUAUACCUGCGUGACCCGUGCUACCCUGGCGAAGGUGCCCACCUGACCUGUGCCCAGGCUGCCCUCCACGCCCGUACCCUCCUCACCCUAGCUGCCUGUCGUACCACCGAUGUCAUCGUCGGUUACACCCAGGUACGUCACACCUUCCAUAGUACACCCAGGAGUACAAAAACGAUCCCUUGUAGAGUGCAGACUGCAGGAUCACCAGGACCUUUGCAACAAGUACAGGAAAACCCUCCAUCAUUGUCUUCGUCUCGUUUUCCACACCCUGGCAUUGAGGAUAUAUUUUUGACUGGCUAA
Messenger RNA from Cherax quadricarinatus, 1141 nucleotides. Lineage: Eukaryota; Metazoa; Arthropoda; Malacostraca; Decapoda; Parastacidae. The record is from RefSeq and is a predicted model, not a curated record.